Molecule: messenger RNA, 4104 nt
Organism: Aricia agestis (brown argus)
Lineage: Eukaryota; Metazoa; Arthropoda; Insecta; Lepidoptera; Lycaenidae
Gene: pds5
Product: sister chromatid cohesion protein PDS5 homolog B
Exons: 20
Coding region: 241-3879 (1212 amino acids)
Biological process (GO): mitotic sister chromatid cohesion; DNA repair
Cellular component (GO): chromatin; nucleus
Source: RefSeq, a predicted model, not a curated record
CCUAUAUUCGCUAUAGUUUUUCCCGCAGUUUGGCGUCCACCGAUUAAUAAAAAAAAUUUAGAGUUUUUCUAUGUAUUUAGAUCAAUAAAACUAUUUAAAUCACACUAAAUUGUUUAUGAGUGAUGCGUUAAUAAGCUUAACAUGCUAUAUUUGUGAUUGCAUAAGAUAAACAUACAUUAUAAGUGGUUAUUGUAAACAUCGGGAACGCAGGCCACACGUCUAUGACUUCUUAUUGGCAGCAUGGCGGAAAUAGUGUACCCGCAAGGCUGCCGACCAAUUACCGAUGACCUAGGACCAGAUGAACUUGUUAGACGAUUAAAGGCCCUAGCACACACUCUACAAGGGCUCGGGCAAGAUGAGGGCAUGUACCAGCAGUACAUACCGCUGGCGCUGCACCUGGCGGACGACUUCUUCCUCACGCACCCGUCACGUGACGUGCAGCUGCUCAUCGCGUGCUGCAUCGCCGACGUGCUGCGCGUCUACGCACCGGAAGCGCCGUACAAAGAUCAGGAGCAGGUAAAGACGAUAUUCCUGUUCCUGAUCAACCAGCUGCAGGGUCUGCGCGACCCCAAGGACCCGGCGUUCAAGCGCUACUUCUACCUGCUAGAGAACCUGGCCUACGUCAAGUCCUUCAACAUGUGCUUCGAGCUGGAGGACUGUCAGGAGAUAUUCUGCGCGCUCUUCUCGCUCAUGUUCAAGAUAGUCAACACAGAACACUCGUCCAAAGUGAAAUCGUUCAUGUUGGAUGUCCUGUGUCCGCUCAUCACGGAGUCGGAUGUCGUCUCCAACGAGCUCAUGAACGUUAUCCUGGCCAACCUGGUGGAACCCAACAAGAGGGAGCACAAAUACGCAUACGCCCUGGCCAAGGAACUCAUCAUCAAGACCAGUGAAACGUUAGAACCUUAUAUACAGGCUUUUUUCAAUCACGUUCUAAUCCUGGGAAAAGAAGAGAAGAAUCUACUGAUAUUUUCUAAAGUGUACGAGCUCAUUUACGAGCUGAACCAGUGCAGCCCCAACGUGCUGCUCGCGGUGUUGCCGCAGCUCGAGUGCAAGCUCAAGUCCGCGCAGUUCCAGGAGCGACUGAGCGCGGUCGCCCUCCUCGCCAGAAUGUUCUCCGAGCCCGGCUCCACGCUCGCCAAACAGUACCCAGCUUUGUGGCGGGCGUUCCUGGGGCGGUUCAACGACAUCUCCGUGCCCAUCCGAAUUAAAUGCGUGCAGUACUGCAUGCACUUCCUCGUGCACCACCCAGACCUGAGGAAAGACAUAACAGAUACACUAAAGAUGAGGCAGCACGACGCAAACGAGCAGGUCCGCUACGAGGUCGUCAUGGCCAUCAUCGCGACCGCCCAGCGAGACUUCCAGGCCGUCGCCGAGUCCGAGACACUCCUGCACUUCGUCCGGGAGAGGACACUAGAUAAGAAAUUUAAAAUCCGAAAAGAGGCUAUGUCUGGGCUGGCGCUCAUCUACAAGAAGUUCCUGACCGAGGAGAGCGUGCCGCCGGCGACGGAGAAGGCGGUGCAGUGGAUCAAGGACAAGAUCCUCCACGGGUACUACAUGACGGCCCUCGAGGACAGGCUGCUCGUCGAGCGGCUCCUCAACACAUCGCUCGUCCCCUACACGCUGCCGCCGCAGAUACGGAUGAAGAAGCUGUACUAUCUCAUGGCCAACGUGGACGACAACGCGACUAAGGCGUUCAUCGAGCUGCAGAAGCAUCAGCUGGCGGUGCGGCGGACGGUGGCGGAGUGGGUGGAGCUGCACACGAAGCCGCCCACGCCGGCCGUGCAGAAGGACCUCAUCGCCAAGGUCCUGCACAUCAGCUCCAAGUUCCUGCCUGAGUCGGUCAAGGCCCAGGAGUUUCUGAACAAAUUCUCAAAUCACAUGAAAAAGGCACCGGAAUUAUUACAGGGGAUGGAAACUAUUUUGAAUCCGAAUGUUAGCUGUGAAGUUUGCGUACGCACAACGUCGAACGUACUCAAGAAGCUGGGCCAGCCGGUGAUGACGAACCUGUACUAUAACACAGUGAAAAUGUUGCUGGAGCGCGUCAGCUCGGUCAUGGUGGACCACGAGUCGCUGCUCAUACUCGUGGGCUAUGUUGAGGGCGCCGUCAAGGGCACCGACCCCUCUAUAGCUGAGGAGUGCGGCAUAGAACUAAACGUGGCGGUAGAACGAGGGCUCAAACUGCUGGUGAUGCUGUCGUUCGUGUUCCCGUCGCACUUCAUCCACCUGGACGUGCUGGAGCGGCUCAUCUCGCUGCUGGAGCUAGACGAGGAGACGGUCGCCCCACACGUGCUCGCCGCACUCACCUUCCUCGGCAAAUACAGACCGCUCAGCGAAGCCUGCCCAACAUUAUUCCCGAAACUGAUAACACUCUGCAAAGCAUACGCCGAAGUUGGCACACCGAAACAAGCCAAGAACGCUGUCAGAUGUCUAUUUGUAAACGUACCGGAUCAGAGAGCGCACAUCUUCACGGAGAUACUGGAGACAUUGAAGACGACGCUAAACCCCAACUCGGAGCACUACCGGACGGCGAUCGUCACGCUCGGCCACAUCGCGCAGAACCUGCCCGACAACUUCCCCGUGCAUAUCAAGAACAUUGUGUCAAGAAAGAUAGUAAAAGAGCUGCUUGUCCGCGAGGGUGGGGGCGGGCCCAACGCGCCCGAAGGCGAGUGGUGCGAGGAACAAGAGCUGCCCGAGGAGACGCGCUGCAAGCUGGAGGGGCUCAAGUGCAUGGCGCGGUGGCUGCUCGGCCUCAAGAAGGACGAGCUGUCCGCACAGAAGACGUUUAGAAUGCUCAACGCGUUUAUCGUCCACAAGGGCGAUUUGCUACAGCAAAACCAGCUGUCGGCGGCGGAGAUGGCGCACCUGCGGCUGGCGGCGGGCGCGGCGAUGCUCAAGAUCUGCGAGCAGAAGGGCGUCGGCGACCAGUUCACCGCUGAACAGUUCUACAACCUCUCGCAUCUCAUGAUCGAUGACGUACCCCAAGUACGAGAAGCGUUUGCUGCCAAAUUACACAAAGGAUUAUCAAAGGGCAUCCCCAACAAGUGCCUACCACUGGACUUCAUGGGCAUGUACGCGCUGGCGGGCCGCGAGCCGGUGAAGCGCAUCCGCUCCGUCGUGCGACACUACAUGCUGGCGGACGUCGUGCGACGCCGGGAGUACGUGCGGAACAUCACCGUCGGCACUAAAGUGGAGAAGGCGGUGUCGCAGCUGCCGCACAUCCUGCCGGACUACAUGCUGGUGUUCGCGGUGCCCGUCCUGGCGCACGACCCCACAUUCACAUCGUACGACAACGUCGCACAGCUCAAGGUGGUGAAACAAUGCCUAUGGUUCAUACUGGAGCCGCUGAUCACUAGAAAUGACUUCUACUGCUACGGAUUUUACAAGAGUCUGGUGGAACGAAUGAAGAACCACAAGGACGCGAUAAACGAAACAGAUGAUGUGACAAAUUAUAAACUAUGGGCUACGUGCGACCUGGCUAUGUCUAUAAUCUGGUCGCGGACGACGAGUUUCGAGAUGCGCGAGUUCCCGUCCGACGCGCGCAUACCCACCAUGUACUUCGCGCCGCAGCCAGACUUCUUCGUCAACACGCGCAUCUUCCUGCCGCCGGAGCUACAGUAUCAACAACCCAAAAAGGCGCCGUCGGUUGAGCCGGCGACCCGGGCCAAGAAGCGCGCCCGCCCGGACAAGGACAAGCAACAGCAUUUCACGAACGACGUCGAGCUUGACGUCGUCGACCGGAGGAGCAUUGAUGCUAAGCCAUCGGAGGCGUCGGACACCCAGAUCAUACUGCCCGGCAUCGAGGAGCCGCCCGAGAGCGAGCUCGACGAGCCGCUCGCCAAGCGGCCGCUCGGCGAUCCGCUCGCCGAUCCCGCGGUCUGAGCGCAUCACCGCGUCGCCGCACCACGUACUGUAUUCACUUACUCCCCUACUGAUAAUACACAAUGAAUAAGCUUUACUAUGUUUUGUCUUUGUCUCUCAAGAUACUGUUGCUACAGUGAGACCGCAUUAAGCGACACUACGCCGCAGCGACGCGACACUUCACGUUAAAAAUAUUGAAUUUUGUAUCGCGUGGUGCCGCCGCAACGUAGUGUGGCUUAGCUCGUA